Molecule: messenger RNA, 1585 nt
Organism: Quercus robur (English oak)
Lineage: Eukaryota; Viridiplantae; Streptophyta; Magnoliopsida; Fagales; Fagaceae
Exons: 10
Coding region: 72-1337 (421 amino acids)
Source: RefSeq, a predicted model, not a curated record
CAAAACCCAUAUGCUCAGUCACUAAACCCCAUUUCCAAAAACCCAACUGCCUCUCACUCACACUCUCAAUAAUGGCAGCCCUCAAGCUUCUUCUCUCCCAAGCUCGCCGCCAUUGCCUUUCCAAACCCUCAUUCCCCCACCGGUCCCUCUGUUCUUCCUCCUCCUCCUCCUCUUCAAAUCCUAACCUUAACUCCGAAUCUCCAGCUAAACCCUCGCAAACCGUACCCAUCCAACCAGUCUCCUACACCGUAAAACCCAAAGACCCCUCCACUCCCGAACAAUCCCCAACGCCAUCACCGCCACCACCAUUCCCGCCUCGUCAACAACCUCGCAACCCGCAGCAGCAAGAAACGCCGUCGUUAUGGACCCGCGAGGACGUCCGGUACGUCAAGGACGUGCCGAACAUAUCCCCAGUCUCGUACCCCUCGCGCGUGGCUCCACUUCCCGAGGAUAAGAUCUCAGCCGAUGGAGAAGGAGCGAAUAAUGAGCAGAGAUUGGAGAGCAACGAAGAGAUGAAGAGGGAGAGAAGGAGAAUCGAAGCGGAAGGAAUAAUGAGGAGAAGGGUUUUUAGGGUUUCAGAGGAAGAGAACGUGGCUGUCCCCUUUCCAAUGCUCAUCAAGAAGAAGGAGAGCAAGGAAAAGCCUGCUCCUCUUGAUUUGGUGGAGGCUAUUCGACUUGUCAAGGCUAGUGCCACAAAGAAUUUCGAUGAAACUAUUGAAGCACAUGUAAGAUUGGCUAUUAAGAAAGAGCGAACUGAUCAGAUAGUACAUGGUAGUUUGAUUCUGCCUCAUGGUGUUGCAAAGGUUGUCAGGGUGGCUUUCUUUGCUGAAGGGGCAGAUGCAGAUGAAGCUAGAGCUGCAGGAGCUGAUAUUGUUGGUGGUGUUGAACUUAUUGAGGAAAUUGCAAGUAGUAAUAAGUUUAAUGUCGACAAGUGUUUCGCAACGCCUCAAUUGGUGCUGCGUCUGAAUAAGAUAGCAAGUUUUCUCAAAGAACGGCAUCUAUUGCCAGACCGUAAAUCUGGUACUGUGACUAGUGAUGUUUCUGGGGCAAUAAAGGCAGCAAGGCUUGGUCGUAUUCAUUUUAAAAUGGACAAAACAUCAAUCGUGCAUGUGGGACUUGGGAAGGCAAGUUUUGCAGAAGAGUCUUUACGUGAAAAUAUUGGUGCAUUUAUGAAUGCUCUCUUGAUUGCAAAACCUGCAAGCUUAAAAAAGGCUUCGAAGUAUGCUGGAUAUGUGAACUCCUUCCAUAUAUGCAGCACUAUGGGUCCGGGAUUCCCUAUUUCAAUACAGUCAUUAUCCAAAGCUGCAGACCAUUUCCACAAAGUCAACAUUAACUGAUCGAGUGAUGGUACCAGCAUCCGUUAAAGUUUUUCCCUUUCACAAAGUGAGGUUUCCCUCCCUCUCUUACAGAGCAAGGUUUUUACAUAAAAUUAUGUAAGAAUAGUUUAUUGUUGGCUAGGAAUACUAGUACUUUUUUUUCCUUGGGUGUAAUCUGCUGGUUAUUUGACCAAUUUUAGAUAUGGUUUUGGGCAGUAUCAUUAGAAUUAUUCAAUUUUGUGAUUAUAGUUAUCAUUAUCAUUCUUCAA